UAGGGGAGGGGACCUGAGAGGAGGGGACGAGCAGAGGGGAGGGGAGACCUGCCGCCUCCCUCCUUGGCUCGCUGACUCCCUCCCGGGCUGCGGCUGCUGCAACGGUGGCAGCGGUGGCAGCUGCAGUGGGAGCAGUCUGGAGGCCAGCGUCGAGGAUUUGCUGCUCUCUCUGCUGCUCCAUCCUUCCCACAGAGGCCCUCUCCCCUUUCCCAACACAAGAUGGCAGCCAGCAGCUCUGAGAUCUCUGAGAUGAAAGGGAUAGAGGAGGGUCCCCAGACCCAAGGAGAAGGGUCUGGCCAUUCUGAAGCCAGAACUGGCCCUCUCCAGGUCCCAGCUGGGGUCCCAGAUGAGCCAGAGGCCCUGCACCCAGGCCCAGACAUCACUGGGGCCCCUGUGGACUCAGAGCCCAAGGCUGGGCUGGCUCCAGAAACCACAGAGACCCCAACUGGGGCCCCAGAAACAGCCCAGGCCAGAGACCUCAGCUCAAGCCCAGGAGGGGAAUCAAAAGCCAACUCCAGCCCCAAAGAAGCAUGCCAAGAGCCAGCAUCCAAACCCGAAGUGAGCGAAGAGGCCACUGCAGACCAGGGGUCAGACCUGGAAUCUGCAGCCCCACUUGAGCCAGCCUCAGAGCCCACUCCCCAGCUGGGCCCCCAGUCAGUCCCUCAGCCAGACCCCCACCCAGGUUCCCAGCCCACCUUCAAGCCAGCUCUUCAGCCGGAGCCCUCUACUCAAGCGGAGGACCCCACUCCGGUCCUCACAGAGAGUGUGGGGGAAAAGCAGGAGAAUGGGGUAGUGGUUCCCCUGCAGGCUGGCGAUGGCGAAGAAGGGCCAGCCCCCCAGCCUCAUUCACCACUCUCAACAAACGCCCCCCCAGCCAAUGGGGCUCCUCCUCGUGUGCUACAGCAGCUAGUUGAGGAGGAACGACUAGGAAAGGCUCACCGUGGUCAUCUAGGAUCUCCCCGAGGUAGCCUGAGCCGCCACCCCAGCUCCCAGCUGGCAGGGUCUGGGGUGGAGGGGGGUGAAGGCACCCAGAAGCCUCGGGACUACAUCAUCCUCGCCAUCCUGUCCUGCUUCUGCCCCAUGUGGCCUGUCAACAUCGUGGCGUUCGCUUAUGCUGUCAUGUCCCGGAACAGCCUGCAGCAGGGGGACGUGGAUGGGGCCCAGCGUCUGGGCCGCGUGGCCAAGCUCUUAAGCAUCGUGGCACUGGUAGGGGGGGUCCUCAUCAUCAUCGCCUCCUGCGUCAUCAACUUAGGCGUGUAUAAGUGAGGGGCUCUGCCCUGCAUUCCAAGAUUUUUCUUCCUGUUGGGAGCUGCCUUGGGCCCAUCCUCCCCUUGGGGGAGCCCAAUCGAUGGCCCAGGCCUGCACCCAUAGGGACCAAGGGAGCCUGAGCGGCCUUGUUUACAGCUUCCUUCCUGCUCCUGCAUCCUGCCAGGCUCCUCUGCCAACUGUAGGCCUCCUUUCUCCCUGCACUGUUUCCAGCCUUCCUGCACCUCUGCCUGCAUCCCCUCCAGCCUCUUGGCCUCCCUCUCCCUGCACUUCUGGAAACUUCCCUGAACACCUCCCAGACUCUCUUUGCUCUCAGCCUCCCUGCAUCUCUGCCAUCCUUCCUGCACUUCUUCCAACCUCCCAAAUUCCCUGCACUUCAACCCUGGUCUCCCCUCCUAACUUUCAUUGUCUUAGCAUCUUCCCUUCCCUCUCCACACCCUCCUCCCCCUUCCCCUUCUUGCCUCCUCCUCUCCCCUCAGCAUCCUCUCCUCCCCUCAGGAUCCUCUCCUCCAUCCUCCUGCCACCGCUUAUUCUGCAGACUCCAGCACUUAGAUCAGUCUGGGGGAGGGGAGCGGUGCCUUGAGAGGGGCUCCCUAGCCCUGGGCUCCGCCUAUUUUCUGCUGGGACCACCCCGGCCCAGACGCCCCCAGGGCGCCUCGCGGGUCCCAGAGCUGGCAAGCCAGGCCUCGUUUGGGGACUUGUGCAGGUGUGGGGAACACUGUUUCGAACAUGCAGUGGGAGAAGGGAAGGGCGCGGCUGUUGACCACCGCCCCCCCCCAGGUCAGCCUGAGUUGGCCUGUUUGACCUGGGCUUUUUAACCGAGUCAGCGAGUUUCUUAAAGGCGUUGGGGCUGGGGUCAUUCACGUGCUUUGUAACGAAAGAACCCCCAAGAUAGGACCAAAGCUCCCAGCUGCAUGGAGCGAAGGAGGGGCGGGGAGCUCUAUAAUUUUCUGACAGGACGAGGGAGGUUUGUUGCACGCGACAGCCCGCUGGGGAGGCAGGGACCCAGCUACGACGCAGUUUGGAGUUGGCGGUUUUUUUGUUUUCUAAAAAAAGUGUGGAGGGAAAAAACUACAAGUCUAAAAAAAAAAAGGAUACAUCAAACUGAUUGUCCCUUUUUGUAUGCCGGAUGCUGCAUGAGUCUGAAACACUAAUAAACGGAGACUGCAUGA
Messenger RNA from Equus caballus (horse), 2438 nucleotides. RefSeq names its product proline rich transmembrane protein 2 (gene PRRT2). Gene Ontology annotation, cellular component: membrane. Lineage: Eukaryota; Metazoa; Chordata; Mammalia; Perissodactyla; Equidae. The record is from RefSeq and is a predicted model, not a curated record.